This is a messenger RNA of Antrostomus carolinensis (chuck-will's-widow), 996 nucleotides long. RefSeq names its product serine/threonine-protein phosphatase 2A 55 kDa regulatory subunit B gamma isoform. Bases 1 to 996 code for a protein of 331 amino acids. Gene Ontology annotation, molecular function: protein binding; protein phosphatase regulator activity. The transcript is spliced from 8 exons. The record is from RefSeq and is a predicted model, not a curated record. Lineage: Eukaryota; Metazoa; Chordata; Aves; Caprimulgiformes; Caprimulgidae. Gene Ontology annotation, cellular component: protein phosphatase type 2A complex.
AUGCAGAGCUCUGAUAUUAUUUCUACAGUUGAGUUCAACCACACUGGAGAACUGCUGGCUACUGGUGACAAGGGGGGUCGGGUUGUUAUAUUCCAAAGGGAACCUGAGAGUAAAAAUGAGCCUUACAAUCAGGGGGAGUACAAUGUUUACAGCACUUUCCAGAGCCAUGAACCUGAAUUUGAUUAUUUGAAGAGCUUGGAGAUAGAAGAAAAAAUAAACAAGAUCAAGUGGUUACCACAGCAAAAUGCAGCUCACUCACUUUUAUCAACAAAUGAUAAAACAAUCAAGUUAUGGAAAAUUACUGAAAGAGAUAAGAGACCAGAGGGGUACAACUUAAAAGAUGAAGAAGGAAAACUUAAAGAUCUUUCUACAGUAACAUCACUGCAGGUGCCUGUAUUGAAACCUAUGGAUUUGAUGGUAGAAGUCACUCCCCGGAGAAUCUUUGCUAAUGGUCACACCUAUCAUGUCAACUCAAUAUCUGUCAACAGUGACUGUGAGACAUACAUGUCAGCGGAUGAUCUCAGGAUUAACCUUUGGCAUUUAGCAAUCACAGAUAGGAGCUUCAACAUUGUAGAUAUAAAGCCAGCCAAUAUGGAGGACCUGACGGAAGUGAUUACAGCCUCUGAGUUUCAUCCCCAUCACUGCAAUCUCUUUGUCUACAGCAGCAGCAAAGGAUCCCUGAGACUCUGCGACAUGAGGGCAUCGGCUCUCUGUGACAAACAUUCCAAGCUUUAUGAAGAACCAGAAGACCCCAGUAACAGAUCAUUUUUUUCAGAAAUUAUCUCUUCAGUGUCUGAUGUCAAAUUCAGUCAUAGUGGUAGAUACAUGCUAACAAGAGAUUACCUCACUGUCAAGGUUUGGGAUCUGAACAUGGAAACAAAGCCUGUAGAAACAUACCAGGUCCAUGAUUACCUUAGGAGCAAGUUGUGUUCCCUCUAUGAAAAUGACUGCAUCUUUGACAAGUUUGAAUGUGCAUGGAAUGGAUCAGACAGGUAA